This is a messenger RNA of Caenorhabditis briggsae, 831 nucleotides long. Lineage: Eukaryota; Metazoa; Nematoda; Chromadorea; Rhabditida; Rhabditidae. The transcript is spliced from 4 exons. The record is from RefSeq and is a predicted model, not a curated record. Bases 1 to 831 code for a protein of 276 amino acids.
AUGUCCCGCCUCGAUUUCCCGUCUGCCAAGCCGUCGUCGUCUGUUCGCCUCUUGUUUCCGACAAUCUCCAGACAGUUAGCCGUCUUCCUUGUACUUCUUGUUUCCGUCAUGGAAGCUUCAGGAGUAUCGGGAAUCGGCUGUUUUGUGUGCAGCUCGUUCGACGGCGAAAACAAGGGAUGCGAGGAUCCGUUCAACUCCACCAUGGAUCUAUCAUCGAGGGAUCGCGAUGCGUCGGCAGUCGCCAAUUACAACUAUCCCUGUUGGGCGUACAAAAAAGGACGACACGGCUUGUUUCCAGCGGACCAUUGUAUAAAAAUUGUUGGAUAUCGAGCUGACAACGAAUCGAAAACGCUGGUAAUCCGAACAUGCGCUCUCGAUUCUGGAACUCUAACGGCAGACACUGAAAUAGUGCGGAUAUCGCAUUGUGGUAGCUUCAAAUACGAAGGUCAUCAAUACAAAGGAUGUGUUCAAUCCAUAUUCAUGAACACUGGAAGCUGUUUCAUCCUUUUUAUACUUAUUGUUAUCUGCCUGCUCCUCAUUUUCUGGGUCUACCAAACCUCCAGAUUUGGACCAAUUGCCUAUAUAAAAUCAAUGUGGACACCAAAACCUACAAAACCUGUGGAGCCAACAACUGAAGUGGCCCCUGCAGUUCCUCGUCGAUCGGUUCAAAUUGCGCCAGCUGAAAUUCAAGUUCCACCUCCAAGAAAAUCGGUGAAAAUCCCGCCAGUGAAAGUAGACGUGGAAGCAAAUGAGGAAAGAAAAGAAGAAAAAGGAAGACUGUCGAUGCCUUCAACUCCAGUCGUUAGAAAAGACGAAUUUGUCUAUGUUUAA